AUGGAGUAUCUGUUACCUCUCUGCAAGCUAUGUCACAUCGAAACUCGGAGAUGGUUGUUUGUGGUGGGCGUAGUGGCUUUUACUUACGUACUAUUUCAAUCUCUUUUACUUCCUUAUGGAGAUGCUCUUCGGUCCCUACUUCCUGAUGAUGAGGUUCAAAAACAUGAUCAAUAUGACAUCCAGACAGUGCAUUCUUCAGCCAAAUUAACGAUGGUUCGCAACCCUCUUACGAUUCUGGAUUUGGCUAAUACUUCGACUCCCAUUGGGAACACUGAUAAUCAUAUUCUUGUGAAAGGAUUUCAACAUGGAAGCACGCCGAAUAGCAAAGGGAUGUUUGUAAAGGAGGAGGAGAGCCCUAGAGAUGGUUAUGAGCUAUCUCUUAAUAGAAAUGAUGACAUUGGUUUGGAAUCUGCAAAGACCGUUGAACCAAAUGACGAGGAAUCAGGAGGCACUACGAAUCGGGUGAAUGAUUCUAUUCUCCAGGUGGACGGGGAAUCAAGUUUUGACUUCAACUUAAAGCAGUUUGUGAAACCAAAUGAUACUAUCAUUUCAGGGAAUGAGUUUGAAGAAUUUGAUAAAAUUGAUAUGGAUUUUGGUGAGUUAGAAGAAUUUAAAGACUCGUCAUCACAGAAGCCUGAGGAUACAGAUACGACUUUCAAUUCUUCAACCUCCAUGCUACAGAUCCCAGCUUCACCUGUUAACGCAUCUCAUACAGAGUACUUGAUACCAAAUAUAAGCUCACCUGUUGGUGCUGUCAACCUGCUGAAUAAUCAGACAGUAUCAGAAACUGAUUCAAAACAAAUUGCUAAAAGGAAGAAGAUGAAGAGUGAAAUGCCACCAAAGUCCGUAACUUCAUUUCAAGAGAUGAACAGUAUUUUAUUGCGCCACCGCAGGUCAUCGCGUGCGAUGAGACCACGACGAUCCUCUUUGCGUGAUCAGGAAAUUUUUUCUGCCAGGUCGCAGAUUGAGCAAGCUGCAGCCAUAAAUGAUGCAGAACUAUAUGCUCCCUUGUUCCGUAAUGUUUCCAUGUUUAAAAGGAGUUAUGAACUCAUGGAGCGCACACUCAAAAUCUAUGUCUAUAGGGAUGGAAAUAAGCCCAUCUUUCAUCAACCAAUAAUGAAGGGGUUAUACGCCUCUGAAGGAUGGUUUAUGAAACUGAUGGAGGGAAACAAACGUUUUGUUGUAAAGGAUCCUCGAAAGGCUCACCUGUUUUAUAUGCCCUUUAGUUCUCGGAUGUUGGAGUACACACUCUAUGUGCGUAAUUCUCAUAACAGGACAAAUCUUCGUCAAUUUUUAAAGGAAUACUCAGAAAAGAUAGCAGCCAAAUAUCCAUACUGGAAUAGAACUGGUGGAGCAGAUCAUUUUCUUGUUGCAUGCCAUGAUUGGGUACACGUUCCUGAAAUUAUUGAUCUUCUCACUUUUUUUCCCCGUCCAAUUCCUUAUCAAAUUUGGACUCUAUUUAGAUCAGUGGUAUUAAGUUCUAGAUAUUCACGUGAGUUUGAUGAGAUUUACCAAGUCAUUCCAGUAACAUGCUUGUAA
This is a messenger RNA of Momordica charantia (bitter melon), 1539 nucleotides long. RefSeq names its product putative glycosyltransferase At5g03795. Gene Ontology annotation, molecular function: glycosyltransferase activity. Lineage: Eukaryota; Viridiplantae; Streptophyta; Magnoliopsida; Cucurbitales; Cucurbitaceae. The record is from RefSeq and is a predicted model, not a curated record.